This is a messenger RNA of Trichobilharzia regenti, 1542 nucleotides long. Lineage: Eukaryota; Metazoa; Platyhelminthes; Trematoda; Strigeidida; Schistosomatidae. The record is from the annotation of a GenBank genome assembly.
CUGGGACUUCCACGGUUAUUUUAAGUAGAAGUCUGGUCACUUUCAGUCGAAGUUCCAUAUAUAUCAGCUGAUGUUAAAGCUUGCCGAUAAAUUCAUUGGAUUCAGGGUAAAAGUCCUGAGAAGACAAAAAGAUUGAGUGAAGAAAUAUUUACCUGUCAAUUAGACCCUCAUCCAUGUGUCUACUCUAAUAUAUAGGACAGCUAUUUCCUCCACCUGGUUUUGUACUUUUCAGCGUUAAGCACCCAUUUUCAGGGUUCGAACCCAGGGCCUUCUGGUUACAAGGCGAGCCAGCUUGUAGUCGAUCAAGCUACUAGAACGGAUUCAAUGGGACAUGAGUUCCUAUAGGACGGAGUUUCGUGGAGUUCUGGUGAGAAGCUGUGACCAGUGAGGUCCAUCCAUCCAGGUGUGAGGAUGGAUUUCCCACCGAUGACAUUGGUUGAUGCCAGUUGCGCCAAAUCACGAAUUAGUAGGUCGUGUUGUGCUACCUCCCACCCUUCAUAAUGUGUUUCUUUGUCUUCUAUUCGUGUCUUCCAUGUUUUGCCAAAAUACUGGUUCAUUUCCUCUCUUUGACGUCAAAUCUCUCUAUCUCCUCCGCUAUUUGAUGUUUCUAUGUCAAUGAGUGUCUCUUUAUAUCUAUGCUACUGAUAAAUCUCACAGUAGCAUUCGUCACGUUAUUUACGUGUCUACUUUCCUAAUCACUAUUCUCAAUGAAACCUACAACGACACACUACCACACUGGCGAACGACGCAAGAAAGGAAGAAAGCAAACUUUCAACUCAAUAGCGAAAUAAACUUGACAGUAUUUCAAUAUAUAUAUGUAGACUUAGAUGACCUUGAUUUCAGUGACCUACAUUUGAUAAGUUAGACCAUUUAACAACCAGUGGGAUUCAAAUGUGUGUUGGGUGGGUUGGGGAAAAUAUAAGCAUCUCUGUACUAUAAAAACAAAAUGAAUAUUUUGGACACAUUGGCUUCACUACAAAACAUCUUUUUCCUCAAAAUCUGGAAAAUAAACAUUUAGAGGAAACAAAUGACGAGAUUAUGGUGAAUUCAAAAGAGUUUAUGCGUGUCAGGUUUCACUGUCUAAUCACCAUUGUUUUGUUUAUGCUAACUCUUUAUUUAUUUUCCAAUAGAAUUUUAAAAUUUGAGGAUCCAGAUCAAACCAUCAAGGACAAAUUAAACUCAUCUUUGGGACAUAUUCAGACUACUGAAAUCAGGAAAUAUAAUGAAUACUGCAUGCGUAUCACAUCCUUCUCUUGUGAAAGAUUUACAUGACACUGCAAUAAUACAUAUUGAAAUGUCAGUGGAUCCAGUGUUCAAAAAGGAACAGAUUAGCGUAAAGUUUGAGCCGAAUCGGAUUAUAGUUACUGGACGAUAUGACGAGAAACAGUCACCUGGUGAUUUUGUUGAAUUCAAAAAAUCCUUCGAAAUUACAGAGGUGGUGGAUCAAUCCUGUCUCUCUGUUCAGAUAUCUGGUGCUACGUUGGUCGUUGAAGCACCAAUAAUCGAAGAUAAGAAUUAAUUAUAUACUUUCUUUCAAACCGC